This is a messenger RNA of Suillus plorans, 1666 nucleotides long. RefSeq names its product Mg transporter. The record is from RefSeq and is a predicted model, not a curated record. NCBI's taxonomy places the organism in Eukaryota, Fungi, Basidiomycota, Agaricomycetes, Boletales, Suillaceae. The coding region runs from base 100 to 1641 and encodes 513 amino acids. The transcript has 7 exons. Gene Ontology annotation, cellular component: plasma membrane. Gene Ontology annotation, molecular function: monoatomic cation transmembrane transporter activity. Gene Ontology annotation, biological process: monoatomic cation transport.
CACGUGAUCUACGAUACUUUCAGCAAAACCUCGAGACUUGCUUGACCACACAAGCCUUCUUUUGUUCUGUUUCUGGAUUGGCUGGGACUCGCCAAAAAUAUGCAAGAGGACCCCAGAAAUGAGACAAAAUCAUUUCUACAACGCGUCGACGACAAAGGCAGCGACAACGUGGAAUUAGACACCUUACAGGACAUUCUGGUCACACCUCAUGCACGCUACAGGACGGCUGAGUAUGACUCGCAGGACUUUGACGACGAUGUAGAGCAUAUAGGCGAUGGCAGCGAUGCUCUAUUGGGCUCGGGUGGAAGAACCAGGGGAAACGAGCGAAUACCGUCUGGCACAGGAAGGGUUUGGCCACAAGUUGGUAGCAUUGUUGUCGAAUGUGCACCCACGCUUCUUAUGACUACCAUAAGCCUCCUAUUCACCGGGGAACUCCUUGACCGUGUAUCACGUUGGCGGGCAAUGAGUACAAUCGAUGAGCUGAUAAUGAUUAUUCCUGUUGUCUUGAACCUCAAAGGCAACUUGGAAAUGAACCUUUCUGCUAGAAUGGGAACUGCGGCUAAUAUGGGCGAGCUAGACGACAGGAGCGCACAACGCAAAAUUGUGGGUGGUAAUCUGGCACUAUUACAAGUGCAAGCGACUGUCGUCGCAUUUGUCGCAGCUUGUGUCGCGAUGCUCCUCGGUCUUUUGGUCCCAGAGCUAUCUUCGGGUCCUGUAGACCCUUUUCCACAGAACAGCACCCUAUCGCUAACUGCUAGGUUGCCUCGGCCGCCACCGCCUCUAGGUGGGAAACCGAAGUCUGGUUUGAUCGAAUUCACGAUGGUGGCCUCUUCAGCUAUGAUGUCCGCAUGUCUGUCGAGCAUUGUCCUCGGUUCCUUCAUGUGUUUGCUUGUUAUCAUAUGUCGACGAUAUGGGCGUGACCCAGAUAAUAUUGCGCCCCCCAUAGCAUCGUGCCUCGGAGACUUGGUCACACUCAGCCUUCUUGGUGUCAUUUCCUCCAUACUCAUCAACGUCGUCAAUACUCCCAUUCCUCUCAUUUGUGUCAUACUCACUAUUAUCUCCGCCACGGUAUGCGUGUUCCUGGUGAGGCGUAACAACAGCGUCAAGGAUCUGAUCUACCAGGGCUGGGUUCCACUCUUUGGUGCAAUGGUAAUUUCUUGCGCUAGUGGUAUUGUGCUUGAUAUGUUUGCCUCUCGUUAUCAAGGAUUCCCUCUUCUUGCCAUCGUUAUCAGUGGGCUUCCUGGCAGCGUUGGGUCUAUAUUUGUUUCCCGACUCUCGACUGCUCUUCAUGCAGCAUCUGCGAACGCAUGCCUGCACAAAAGCGAACCUUCCCCAAAACUUGUCAUGGUUACGUUGACUGUCAUUACAAUUCCCAUAGAGAUCUUGUUCCUCUGUACUCUACGCGCGUUUGGGUGGUUGAAGCUACCCAUCAUAUUUGCGAUAUUAUCAGUAUUAUUUUUUUGUUGUGCAGUCUUCACCUCAUUAGUUGUAGCUCGAUGGUUGACCAAUUUCUUGUGGUCUAAAGGUCUUGACCCUGAUACAUAUGCUCUGCCCAUCCACUCUGCCCUGAUGGACCUGAUAGGGCAAUUACUCCUUGUAUUGUGCUUCGAGAUCAUCUCACUUUUGGGCAUGAACUUGUAAAUCCAAAUAUUGCAAAUACCAUACA